This is a messenger RNA of Monoraphidium neglectum, 1374 nucleotides long. Its product is annotated as metallophosphoesterase. The transcript has 6 exons. The record is from RefSeq and is a predicted model, not a curated record. NCBI's taxonomy places the organism in Eukaryota, Viridiplantae, Chlorophyta, Chlorophyceae, Sphaeropleales, Selenastraceae. The coding region runs from base 1 to 1374 and encodes 457 amino acids.
AUGCGGGCGCAUGCGGGCGCCGCUGACGGGGCCACCGUCCGCUUCGCAGUCGUCGGCGACGCCCACGAGCGCUGGAGCAACGACGCCGACGGCGCCGCGCUGCGCGUGCUGGGCGUUGACCAUGCGAUCUGGGUGGGCGACAUCGGCAAUAGCGAGAACCUCCAGCUCGUGCAGCAGAUCGCUGAGCUGGACCAUCCGAAAUCAGUCAUGCUCGGGAAUCACGGUGCGGAGCUCGAGGUCUUGAUCCAAGGCGGCGCUCUGCCCAACGCAUCGGCGCGGACCGGGCUUUGCCGCGGGCGCAGGGCCGCGCUUCUUUGCGCAUGGGGCCGCCUCAUGCAGAGUGGCGGGCCGGGCGGCUGGGCGGCAGACGCCUGGACGCAGCUCAGCUCCCGCCGCCACACCGCCAGCCCGAAGCGCAUGCGCGUGACUUCAGCCCCCGCCGACGCGCUGCGCGAAGAGCAGCUCUGCGCCCCCGCCGGCGUCGCCGGCGCGGGCACGGGGCGCGGGCCUGUGCAGCUGCAGCUUGAGGCGCUUGGUGACCUGUUUGUCGGCUACAAAGAGGCCCCGCUCGACGGCAGGGGCGUGACGGUGGUGGGCGGGCGGCCCUUCUCGAAAGGGGGCGGCAGCUGGUCGUCCAUAUCUGUCUUCAUGGCGGCAGUCUGCGGCGUGGACAGCCUGGAGGCCUCCGCGGAGAAAAUCGCCGCGGUGGCGCGCCCCGCGGCGGAGCGCGGGGACGCUGUCGUGCUGGUGGCGCACAACGGCCCCGCGGGGCUGGGGGCGCGGCGGCAGGAUAUAUGUGGCGUCGACUGGAGGAAGGAGCAGGGUGACCACGGUGACCCUGACCUGGCGGCUGCCCUGGAGCAGAUGCGGCUGGAAGGCCGCCCCCCCGCGGCUGUCGUCUUCGGGCACAUGCACCACACACUGCGAGGCGGCGGCCUGCGGCGCAUGGUGCACGUCGACCCUGAGACCGGCACCGCCUUCCUCAACGCCGCGACCGUGCCGCGGGUGACCAAGGUGCCCGGCGCCCCCAAUGCGACGCUCCACCACUUCCUGGUGUUCGACGUGCGCGCCGGCGCGGUCGAGUCCGCGCGGGACGUCUGGGUCCGCGUCACGCGGCGCGGGGCGGCGGCGGCGGCGAAAAACGGCGGGGGAGCCGGUGAGGCGGUCGAUGCUGCGGUGGAGACAGAGACAGAGGUGCUGCGGACCGUGUGGGGUGAUGAGGGCACCGCGAGGGUGGUGUGGGAUGCGUCGGAGCAGCGGUGGGACCACGUCAUUGCGGGCGGCGGCGGGGACGGGGGUGGGGAUGGGGACGGACGAGACGGCGUGGCAGCGGCGGGCAACGGGUUGGGUUCUGCGCGGGCGGUGCGGUCGUGA